AAUCGAGAUUCAACACAGCAAUCACCUCUGCGAAUAUCAUCAUGAAGGUAUUCGUGGUUUUGCUCGUUGUAGCUACGGUUGCCGGUUUCGCAAAGGCCGGUUUCCUUAGCGGAGGCGGCGGAGGCUACGGAGGCGGCGGCGGCUAUGGGGGUGGCGGCGGCGGCUGGAAAUCCGGCGGCGGUGGCUUCGGCGGAGGCGGCGGAGGCUAUGGCGGCGGCGGCGGCUGGAGAUCCGGCGGGGGCGGAGGCGGGUGGAAAUCCGGAGGAGGCGGUUUCGGCGGAGGCGGUGGCUACGGCGGCAGCAGCGGCGGAACAGUGAAAAUUAUCAAAAUCAUCUCUUCCGGAGGCGGCGGCGGCGGCUACGGUGGUGGCGGCGGAUACGGGGGCGGCGGCGGCUGGAAGAGCGGCGGCGGCGGAUGGAGCAGCGGCGGAGGCGGUUGGAGCAGUGGCGGAGGCGGCGGAGGAUGGUGGUAAAUCGUUCAGGCAACUGCAAUUUGUAUAUAUUCCAAAACUGUUCGACCAUUUUCUUUUCGGGUACAGAGUUUAUUUUUAUACCAAAAAAACUGUUUUUCCGGUUUGUUGUAAAUAUAAA
Messenger RNA from Cylas formicarius (sweet potato weevil), 591 nucleotides. RefSeq lists its product as uncharacterized. Lineage: Eukaryota; Metazoa; Arthropoda; Insecta; Coleoptera; Brentidae. The record is from RefSeq and is a predicted model, not a curated record. The transcript has 4 exons. The coding region runs from base 42 to 473 and encodes 143 amino acids.